UUAUUUAAUUUAGCCGUAAAAUAGUUUUUUUUUUCUUGAAACCAGUUUAAAUUUUUUUCCUGUAUCUUAGGUUGAAACAUUUUGUAUAUUAAGACUUUAUUAAAAUUAAUAAAUUUAUAAACAAUAUAAGCAAAUGAAUUGAAUUUUUAAAAAUUUGAAGUGAUUUUUAUAUAUUAAAAAAAUUAAUAAUUAUAAUUAAUAACCGAAACAAAUUAAAUUCAACAAACGCAAAAAAAAGGCUUAAUAUUAUUAAAGAAAAUUUCCUAUACGUUUUGCAGAAAACCAACAAGAAAAAAAUAAAAUUCAAUCUUAAAAAACAAUAAUAAUUGUUCUUUUUCAAGAAACAAAGUAUAUAGAAAAUAGUAUAAAAAUAACGGCAAGGCAAAAGGAAACUAUCAACAACAACAAGCUUUGAAAUAAAAUCUAUACAGCGCUAUCACAUAUACAUAUACUAUAAAUACACUACUAACUAAAGCGACAAUUGGAUUACAGUUGGAAGAACAAUAUGAAAAUUGCUUACGAAAGCUAAUUUUCAUCUUAAAUAAACUUAAAGAAUUUUGAGGCUUAAACAUUAUCAGAAGAUAAUAUUAAAAAAAAUAACCUAAAAAUUAUUGAAUUCAAGUUUCUGUGUAAAAAAAAUACCAACAAACUGGAUACUUCAAUAAAAACAAAUAUACCGAUGUCAACAACGGUAAUGGAUUUAUAUCAAAAAGAUGAUGGAUUUAAUUCAGAUGAAGGAAUCGAAACAUUAUCUUCAAGUCCAGUUUCAAAUGCAUCACUGAUAUCUACAUCAGAUCAUGGCUCUUUUGAAAAUGUUACAAAUGACAACGAUGAAGAUGAUGACAACGAUGAUGAUGAAACCGACGAAAAUUAUUUAAAUCAUGAUGAAACUGAUGAUGAAGGUGAUGAUGAUGAUGAUGUUAAUGUAGGAUCUCAACGUUUAGCUGUGUUAUCUUUUGAACAAGUUUCUAAAUUAAAUGAUGUAAUGAACGAAACAGUUUCUAUACAUGGACGUGGAAAUUUUCCGACUUUAGAAGUAACGCUAAAAGAUUUAGUUGCGCUUGUUAGGAAGAAAUUAGAAUUGGAUGUACAAUAUGGUGGAGCUGGUAUGUUAGUUAAAGAUAUUCGUUUAAAUGGUGGCGCCGCUAGUCAUGUAUUAUCAUCAGAAAAUCAAUCAUAUAAUGAUUUAGAUUUAAUAUUUGCGGUCGAAUUCAGUUCAAAUCGCCAUUUUGAUCGUGUUAAAGCAGCCGUCCUUAGCACUUUAUUAGAUUUACUACCAGAAGGAGUAUCCAGACGUCGUAUUAUGCCAUGUUCAUUAAAAGAAGCAUAUGUUGGUAAAAUGGUUAAAGUAAAUAAUAAUAAUGAUUGUGAUAAAUGGAGUUUAAUAUCGCUGGGUAAUUCACCUGGUCACAAAAAUGUUGAAUUAAAAUUUGUUGAUACAAUGCGAAGACAAUUUGAAUUUAGUGUUGAUUCAUUUCAAAUUCAAUUGGAUUCAUUAUUAUUAUUUUAUGAAUGUGCAGCAUUACCAAUAUCAGAAAAUUUUUAUCCAACCGUUGUCGGUGAAUCUGUUUAUGGUGAUUUUCAAGAAGCCUUAUAUCAUUUAGAGAAUAAAUUAAUUGCAACACGAAAUCCAGAAGAGAUACGUGGUGGAGGUUUAUUAAAAUACUGUAAUUUAUUAGUUAGAAAUUAUAAAGCAGUUGAUAAUGAUAAAAUUAAGACUUUAGAACGUUAUAUGUGCUCCAGAUUUUUUAUAGAUUUUCCAGAUUUAGCAACACAAACUAUUAAAUUAGAAGCAUAUCUAAGGAAUCAUUUUUGGGAAACUGAUGAGGAAAAUUUACAAUAUCAAUAUUUAAUGCAUUUGCGACAAGUUGUUGAAAAUUCAACAGUUUGCCUAAUGAGCCAUGAAAGAAGGCAAACAAUCUCAUCUAUACAAUCUUUAGCUAUGCAAAUAUUAUGCCGUGAACAUCAGAAACAACGAAUACAACAUCAAGAUAAAUUAAGAAGACAUAAUUUGGUAAUAAGUCAACAGCAACAAUUAAUACAACAACAAAAUGAUAAGAUUAUACAACAGCAAUCACAACAACAAAAUCAACAACAAUCGCAACAAAUCCACAUGCAGACUUCACAACAGCAACAGCAACAUCAGGAACAGCAGCCACAUCUUAUACAAAUACAGCAACCACAAGAUCAAAUACAAUUAUCGACAACAGAGCAACAGCAGCCACCUGCAACUUCACAUAUUCAAUUAACAAGCGGUCCUCCAAGUUUUUUAUAUGCUAAUGGUAUAUAUUAUGCUUCUGUGAUUCCUACAACAAUAUGUACUUGUCCAACAACAUGGCUGAGUGCAACAUAAAAAAAUGUAUAAAAAAUUUUUUUAUUUGUUAUUACAAUACAUUAUAAUAUUAUAUAGAUAUAGUUAUCUAUCAGAUAGAUGGAAAAUAUAAAUAAUCAAUGUUCAAUUUAUUUAAUUAAUGUUUUUAAAUAUGUAUACGUAUGCAUAAUAUCCUCUUAAUUUAGAAAUAAUUAUUUUUACAAAUAAAAAAAAAAUUUUUGGAUCCGUAAGUUAAAAAUGAAAAUAAAAAACAAAAACGUUUCCUUAAUAAUAGUUAAUAAUCAUAAUUACAAUUAUUAGUAUUUCUAUUUUACUUCUUACAUGAAAAAAAAAGAAUGUUAUUUUCCUAAUUUUCAUUUUAUUUAAUAAAUUUAUUAUGUAUUAUUAUAAAGUUGCUCUUUUUAUGCUGUAAGUUGUAACAAAAUUAAAUAUGAGACAGAAACUUCUUGCAUUAAAAUGCAAGAGUAAUUAAACUUAACUUAUACUUGAAAAAAUGAAUUCACAAUUAUAAAAAAUAAUUGUAAAAUAAUUAAAUAUAAAAAAAAUAUAAAUUAUAAGGUGUUUUUGAAAAUUAAGAACUACAUUGGCAAUUCUUAACUCGAGCUAAAAUAUUUAAAAUGGCAGCAAUUCGAAAAACGACAGAGAAGAAUAUUAAACUAUUUUUUAUUUGCACUAAAUUUUCCAUAGUGCUGCCAGUAAGUUCUUACUUAACUAACAUGCCAGCGAAAUGGUAAUGUUUUAGUAGACGCUAUUUUCACGGUUAUUGAAAAACAUUUGCUUUUCUAACAAACUGUCAAUGUGGUACUAAAGUUAGAAUUACAUUUUCAAGGACACGGUAUAUUUUGCCUAAAAAUUUUCAUUAAUAAAUUAAUGCCCAUUUAAUUAUACAAUUAAAAAAAUAUAUUUAUAUACAUUUAAUGUUUAUAAG
Messenger RNA from Condylostylus longicornis, 3260 nucleotides. Its product is annotated as terminal nucleotidyltransferase 5C. The transcript is spliced from 2 exons. The coding region runs from base 680 to 2353 and encodes 557 amino acids. The record is from RefSeq and is a predicted model, not a curated record. Gene Ontology annotation, molecular function: poly(A) RNA polymerase activity; RNA binding. Gene Ontology annotation, biological process: mRNA stabilization. Lineage: Eukaryota; Metazoa; Arthropoda; Insecta; Diptera; Dolichopodidae.